Messenger RNA from Rhea pennata, 279 nucleotides. RefSeq names its product Frey regulator of sperm-oocyte fusion 1 (gene FREY1). Gene Ontology annotation, cellular component: endoplasmic reticulum membrane. Lineage: Eukaryota; Metazoa; Chordata; Aves; Rheiformes; Rheidae. The record is from RefSeq and is a predicted model, not a curated record. The transcript is spliced from 3 exons. Gene Ontology annotation, biological process: sperm-egg recognition; fusion of sperm to egg plasma membrane involved in single fertilization. Bases 1 to 279 code for a protein of 92 amino acids.
AUGGGGCGCUGGCUCCUGCUGCUCGCCGUGCUGCUGGGAGCCGCGCUCCCACGGCCCCUGCGCCAGAGGGUCGACUACUCGGUCCCUGAGGAUUUCUCUGCCCCGCUGGAGCUCCCGCAGCCGCACUUUGGCCUGGUGGAUGAUUACGGCAUUGAACCGAAGCACCCUCGCUUCAGGACCCGGGCAACGCGCGCGCAGCCGGCCGGCCUGCGCAGUGCUGGCAAAAGCAAGCGCGAUGAGCUCGACGUGUCAGAGUACUACUAUGAUGACCAUCUGUGA